AUGAAGAUGGUGCCAUUCAUUUGUUCAGAAGAGACAGGCAAAGAAAGAGGAAAUGUCCAGUGAUGACCUUUUUUCUGGCUCCUCUCAAGGCAGAAAUCACAAUUUCCCUUGGAGAAGGGUUGUUUCAGAUCCAUCCCACCCAUGAACUUGCUUUGUUUCAGCCUUACGUCUGGUGGAAGUUCAAUGAUGGAUACGCCACAAAGAAACAGAAUAAGGACAGAAACCCUGGAAUCAAGACAGAUGGCCUAUGCUUUGAUACAGCUAGAAGACUUGGAAAUGUGCCUAAAAGAAGCAGAAGAAAAGGCUAGGACAUUAACAGAGCGGCUUUCAGUGUCUGAAGGAACUAAGUUAAAGUUACUUGAGCAAGUGUCCUGGCUAGAGGAACAACUAGAGACAGCUGACAAUAAGGAAGCGAGGGGGGAACCAUAUGAAGAAAUCAUGCAUGCCAAAAAUCAGUGCAUAGAGAAAUUACAAGCUGAAGUUAAAGCUUCACAGGAACAACUUGCCGCUCAUAAACUUAAGCACAAAAGGAAAAUGAAAAAGCUACAGACUGAUUUGGCAACAGCUAAGCAGGAGGCUGCCAUCACAGUGCUGGAGCUCAAUGAGAAGAUAAAGACUUUAUAUGAAGGAAAGUCAACCCCUAGAGGUCAAUGGCAGGCUUGGAAGAUGAGAGAGGCAGAAGAAAACUCUCUGGAAGAGUCCUGCAGAGGCCUCCCACCUGUGGAAGAAGGAGAUAGAAGAAUUAGUCUGAUUAUGGAGUUGUCUACACAAGUUUCACUACAGACGGAAAAGAUCAAUCAGCUAGAAGAAGUUUUGGAAGAAAAGGAAAAGAAGAUACAGCAGCUGGAAGCAGAGAGGGAACUUCCAAUGGUGAUAACUGAAAGCCUUCCGGAAUGUUUAUCAGAAGCACCAAGUGCUUAUAAUGAUAGCAAUACUACUGUGGACGUUGAUGACAAUUUGUAA
Molecule: messenger RNA, 963 nt
Organism: Dromiciops gliroides (monito del monte)
Lineage: Eukaryota; Metazoa; Chordata; Mammalia; Microbiotheria; Microbiotheriidae
Gene: CCDC192
Product: coiled-coil domain containing 192
Exons: 9
Source: RefSeq, a predicted model, not a curated record